Molecule: messenger RNA, 3271 nt
Organism: Triticum urartu
Lineage: Eukaryota; Viridiplantae; Streptophyta; Magnoliopsida; Poales; Poaceae
Gene: OTP87
Product: pentatricopeptide (PPR) repeat-containing protein
Biological process (GO): RNA modification
Molecular function (GO): RNA binding; protein binding
Source: RefSeq, a predicted model, not a curated record
AACAUCUUGGAUCUAGAGUAGAUUUCUUGAGAAUUUCAAAUCCAGCACCCUAAAGUAGGCUAGACUUGCAUGUUUUUGUGCAACAUCACAUAGACACUAGCAAGCCGUAGUACGGGACAGACACUCCCAUCGGCGUGAAAAAUUCAAGCGCAGAAGUUCACCGCCGAGGCGGCGACAGCGCGCGCUCAACCACGCGCCCUCACUCCGGUUGCAUCCCCACCCCACGCCGUCUCUGCCCUCCGCCGUCUCGAUGCCUCCACGCCUCCCCUCCCCCGCCCUCUCCGCCCACAUACGCACGCUCUCCUCCGCCACCCGGGCCGGUGUCCCCCACCUGCUCGACGGAGUGCCGCGCCCGGACCGCCUCGGGCGGCUCCCGCCCGAGCUCGCGGGCUUCGUCCGCUCGCGCGCCGCGGGGCACACGCCCAGCCAGUUCGCCUACGGGAACGCGCUCGCGGCCUGCGUCCCGGCCGCCACGGGCGCCGGGGCGGGCAGUGUCGCCUUCGCGGAGCAGCUCUACUGCGCCGCCUGGAAGGACGGGCUCGCGGGCGACGCCUACGUCUGCAGCGGCAUGGUCGACCUGCUCGCCAAGAGCGGCCGCCUCGGGGACGCGCUCAGGGCGUUCGCGGACGGCGACCGCGGGAGCGUGGUCUGCUGGAACGCGGUCAUCUCCGGGGCCACGCGCAACGGCGAGCACGGUCUCGCCGUCGAGACGUUCGGCGACAUGGCAUGGGGCUCCUGCGAGCCCAACUCCUUCACUUACUCCGGUGUCCUCAGUGCCUGUACGGCAGGUGCGGAGCUGUGCGUCGGGAAGGCAGUGCAUGGGCUGGUGCUUCGGCGUGACCCCGAGUACGAUGUGUUCAUUGGGACGGCGAUCGUCAACAUGUAUGCGAAGUCGGGUGAUAUGGUCGCUGCCAUGAGGGAGUUCUGGAGGAUGCCGGUCCGGAAUGUGGUAUCCUGGACCACCGCGAUCGCUGGUUUCGUGCAGCAGGAGGAGCCAGUAGGCGCUGUUCGGCUGCUCAGAGAUAUGGUCCGGAGUGGCGUGUCGAUCAACAAAUACACGGCUACUAGCAUCUUGCUCGCCUGCUCCCAGAUGCACAUGAUACGAGAGGCUAGCCAGAUCCAUGGAAUGAUCAUAAAGACAGAGCUGUACUUGGAUUACGUUGUCAAGGAGGCUUUGAUCUGCACAUAUGCUAAUAUUGGGGCUAUUGAGUUGUCCGAGAAGGUGUUUGAAGAAGUUGGCAGAGUAAGCAACAAAAGUAUCUGGUCGACUUUCAUAUCUGGGAUUAGUAGUCAUAACCUACCGAGAUCAAUUCAGCUGUUAACGAGGAUGUUUCGUCAGGGUCUAAGACCAAACGACAAAUGCUAUGCUUCUAUUUUCAGUUCUGUGGACUCAAUUGAGCUUGGCAGGCAGCUGCAUUCGCUGGUUAUAAAAGAUGGGUUUGUUCAUGGUGUCCUUGUGGGCAGUGCACUCUCCACCAUGUACUCUAGAUGUGGUGAAAUGGAAGAUAGCUGCAAGGUCUUUGAAGAAAUGCAGGAAUGGGAUGAAGUCUCAUGGACUGCAAUGAUUGCUGGUUUUGCAUCUCAUGGCCAUUCAGAUGAGGCAUUCCGACUGUUCAGGAAUAUGAUUCUUGAUAACCUUAAGCCUGACCAUGUGUCGUUAUCUGCCAUUCUUUCAGCUUGUAAUGGACCAGACUAUUUGCUCAAAGGGAAGGAAGUUCAUGGACACAUUCUUCGUGUCUAUGGAGAAACUACGUCUGUUAGCACUUGUUUGGUUUCCAUGUAUUGCAAAUGUCGAGAAGUACAAACAGCUAGAAGAAUUUUUGAUGCAACUCCAUGCAAAGAUCAGGUCAUGUUGUCUUCAAUGGUAUCUGGAUACUCUACAAAUGGUUGCACUGACGAGGCAAUCUCAUUAUUUCAGCUUAUGAUGGCAGCUGGUUUUCAGAUAGAUAGGUUCAUAUGCUCAUCUAUCCUUAGCCUAUGUGCUAACAUAGCAAGACCGCUCUAUGGAAAACUAUUACAUGGGUAUGCAAUUAAGGCAGGAAUACUGUCUGAUCUAUCAGUAAGCAGUUCACUUGUGAAGCUGUACUCCAAAAAUGGCAACCUGCAUGAUUCUCGUAAAGUUUUUGAUGAAAUAAAUUCCCCGGAUUUAGUUACUUGGACAGCUAUAAUUGAUGGAUAUGCUCAGCAUGGAAGCGGUCAGGAUUCUUUGGAGAUGUUUGAUUUGAUGAUUAGGCGUGGAGUGAAACCAGAUAAUGUUGUACUAGUGAGUAUUUUAUCUGCUUGCAGCCGUAACGGUUUAGUUGAAGAAGGCUUUAACUACUUUAAAUCUAUGAGAAACGUGUAUGGGCUUGAGCCUGUGUUACAUCACUACUGUUGUAUGGUUGAUUUACUUGGUCGAUCUGGGAGGCUUGCAGAGGCAAAAAGUUUUAUUGAGAGUAUGCCUAUGAAGCCUGACCUGAUGGUAUGGAGCACACUGCUUGCUGCUUGCAGAGUUCAUGAUGAUGCUGUACUUGGACGGUUUGUAGAAAAUAGGAUACGUGAAGAUAAUUAUGACCCAAGCUCUUUUGCAAUGCUGUCAAACAUUCUAGCAAACUCUGGAGACUGGGAGGAAGUAGCGAGAGUCAGAAAAUCAUUAAAGGGCAAAAAGAAAGAGCCUGGAUUGAGUAUGGUGUAAAGUGAAAUGGUCAAAGAGUUCUAUAAAUAAAACUGGAAUGCAGCACAGUACAUUGACUGAGAUGAAAUAAUGACAUCAUCUCGGGGAGUUCUGAGAAGAGCGCUAGUUGGUUACAUGUAAGCAAUGUGCAAUGGAUAUCAUUGGUAUAUUGGAUAUACUGUUGAGCCUUUUUACACUGUUCACCAGAUUUUGCAUUGGUAGUUGUUCUAAACCUGUUAGGCAUCUGAUUAGUGACAUUUGUUCCUGAUCAUGGGGAAGACUUGAUGCCUUUCUAAAUUUGCACCGACAAUACAACUGAGUCAGGCUCUUUGCUGAACUUAAUUCGUCAUUCACUUUAUGAUAUUUGACAUGUAGGGCACACUUAUAAUUCUCAGGGAAAGUAUAUGUAUUCAUAAUACUGAAGCACUCAAUACAUACAACCAAAUCUAUUUCUCUCUCUAUUAGCCUAUCUUUUGUACAGCUAUUGGACAUCUCUCGGAGAGGCAGGGGGACAAUUGAGAGAUUCACAUGGCACAUUGGAUAUCCAAUCAUCUGAAGAAUGUAACCCCAAAUCAAAGGGGAAUUUUAUUUUGGGUGGAACUCCAUACUCAUUGCCUG